Molecule: messenger RNA, 630 nt
Organism: Solanum tuberosum (potato)
Lineage: Eukaryota; Viridiplantae; Streptophyta; Magnoliopsida; Solanales; Solanaceae
Product: photosystem II reaction center W protein, chloroplastic-like
Exons: 2
Coding region: 104-502 (132 amino acids)
Biological process (GO): photosystem II stabilization; photosynthesis
Cellular component (GO): chloroplast thylakoid membrane; photosystem II; chloroplast
Source: RefSeq, a predicted model, not a curated record
AACGAAAAUGUAGGUGUGUGUUUGUAGCAGAUGUUGUACUAGUAUUGAAGAUAAAGAAGCUCUCUGAUUUCUCAUUUCUGACUGAAAAAAAAAACAAAACACAAUGGCUACCAGCAUCUCUGCUUGUACCACAACCUCUUUAGUCCCCCGUGCGGCCCUCGUGCACAAGCCAUCUCUAUCCCGCCCCUCUUUUGUUCUUGGGUUGCCAGCCAUGAGGAAGAAUAUGGGAAAGGUGAAAUGUUCAAUGGAAAGAGGAGAGUCAAAAUUAGGAAUAUGUGGAUCAUUAGUGGCAGCAGCAUGUGCAGCAACAAUAACAAUUAGCCCAACAGCAAUGGCUUUAGUGGAUGAAAGAAUGAGCACAGAAGGAACUGGGCUUCCAUUUGGGCUCAGUAAUAAUCUUCUUGGUUGGAUCCUUUUUGGAGUCUUCGGUUUGGUUUGGUCUCUCUACACUGUUUACACUUCUAGCCUUGAUGAGGAUGAAGAUUCUGGAAUGUCCCUUUAAAUUUUGACCUUCAUUCUCUAAAAUUAUCAUGAUUAAUUAAUUGUAUCUAUCAUCUCCUCUCUUCUUCACUUGCUAAUUGUACUAUAUAUUCGUUUUUUUCAAUUCUAUAAAGAGUAAAUUAAACUAAA